Messenger RNA from Drosophila gunungcola (fruit fly), 3613 nucleotides. RefSeq names its product calcium/calmodulin-dependent protein kinase type II alpha chain (gene CaMKII). The record is from RefSeq and is a predicted model, not a curated record. Gene Ontology annotation, biological process: protein phosphorylation. Gene Ontology annotation, cellular component: neuron projection; cytoplasm. NCBI's taxonomy places the organism in Eukaryota, Metazoa, Arthropoda, Insecta, Diptera, Drosophilidae. Gene Ontology annotation, molecular function: calmodulin binding; ATP binding; calcium/calmodulin-dependent protein kinase activity.
AGACAAAACUUCAAGACUCAAGAGAAGGCACUUCUGCAGAUUUGUUAAAUAUCUCUAGUCGCAAUAGAUUUUCUUAAGUGUGCCAUCGCGAUGGCUGCACCAGCAGCCUGUACGCGUUUUUCGGACAAUUACGACAUCAAAGAAGAGCUGGGAAAAGGGGCAUUCUCAAUAGUAAAAAGAUGUGUCCAAAAAUCAACUGGAUUUGAAUUUGCUGCAAAAAUUAUAAAUACAAAAAAAUUGACCGCAAGAGACUUUCAAAAACUGGAACGUGAAGCAAGGAUCUGCAGAAAAUUACACCAUCCUAACAUAGUGCGAUUGCAUGACAGUAUACAGGAGGAGAACUAUCACUACCUUGUUUUUGAUCUUGUAACUGGUGGUGAACUUUUCGAAGAUAUUGUUGCACGUGAAUUUUAUUCAGAGGCUGAUGCAUCACAUUGUAUUCAACAAAUAUUGGAAUCGGUCAAUCACUGCCACCAAAAUGGUGUGGUGCAUCGAGAUCUGAAACCAGAGAAUUUACUAUUAGCUAGUAAGGCAAAGGGUGCAGCAGUGAAACUCGCUGACUUUGGUCUAGCCAUUGAAGUUCAAGGCGAUCAUCAGGCAUGGUUUGGAUUUGCUGGCACUCCAGGAUAUCUGUCGCCAGAGGUAUUGAAAAAGGAGCCGUAUGGCAAAUCGGUAGAUAUUUGGGCAUGUGGAGUAAUCCUCUAUAUACUUCUUGUCGGCUAUCCACCAUUCUGGGACGAGGAUCAGCACCGGCUGUACUCACAGAUUAAAGCAGGAGCUUAUGAUUAUCCGUCACCAGAAUGGGAUACGGUCACCCCAGAAGCAAAGAAUCUUAUCAAUCAAAUGCUUACGGUGAAUCCAAACAAGCGAAUAACUGCCGCCGAGGCAUUAAAACACCCAUGGAUUUGCCAACGAGAGCGAGUGGCUUCCGUUGUACAUCGCCAAGAAACCGUAGACUGUCUCAAGAAGUUUAAUGCACGUCGCAAGCUAAAGGGAGCAAUACUUACGACCAUGUUGGCUACCAGAAACUUCUCGAGCAGAAGUAUGAUUACCAAAAAGGGUGAUGGAUCUCAAGUCAAGGAAUCAACUGAUUCUUCUAGCACUACACUUGAAGACGAUGACAUAAAAGAAGAUAAAAAAGGAAUCGUUGAUCGCAGUACCACAGUCAUAUCAAAAGAGCCUGAAGAUAUAAGGAUACUGUGUCCUGCAAAAACUUGCCAGCAAAUUACAGGAAACUCCCAGUGCUCGUCAGCAGCUAGACGACAAGAAAUAAUAAAGAUUACUGAACAGUUGAUUGAAGCGAUUAACAGUGGCGAUUUUGAUGGAUACACCAAAAUAUGUGAUCCGCAUCUAACUGCCUUUGAGCCAGAAGCGUUGGGUAACCUUGUCGAGGGAAUUGAUUUUCACAAGUUUUACUUUGAAAACGUUCUUGGUAAAAAUUGCAAAGCCAUAAACACAACCAUACUUAAUCCUCAUGUGCACUUAUUGGGUGAAGAAGCCGCUUGCAUUGCCUAUGUCAGACUUACGCAGUACAUUGAUAAGCAAGGUCAUGCACACACCCAUCAGUCUGAAGAGACGCGCGUCUGGCACAAACGCGACAACAAAUGGCAGAAUGUCCACUUUCAUCGAAGUGCAUCUGCAAAAAUAAGCGGAGCUACUACAUUCGAUUUUAUACCCCAAAAGUAGUGGGCGUUAGUCAAUGGAAUAUGAACUGUCAUUAUGCACAUGUCAAAGAAAGUGCUGCAUUCAUACUUAGAAGGCGCAAGAGUAUUUUGCAAAUAAAGUUGUUAGUGCGAAUUUUAUUAUUUUUUAUUUGUUUCUAAGUAUUUUGUGUCCCCUGUUAUUCUACGUUAAAAUAUGUAUGACGAUUAAAAGCCAUAUAUCGCAAUUCAGAUAUCCCACUGAAAUGGUCACUUUAGAAAUGGAAAUAUAAAAAACACAUAAUAAUAUUGGUGCAUAAAAUAUUUUAUGUACAUGUCAUGGUAUCAAUCAUAUGAUUGUAAAUUUAAAUGGUGGCAAGCAAAGAAACAAGUUUAUAAUUUAACUUUUAAUGGUAUUAAUCUUGAAAUAAAGCAAAAAACUUUGUAUCUAUUGGAACAGAACAAACAGAAUGCAAUUCCAACCACUUAACUUAAUCUUCUAAAUAAUUACAAACAAUUUAAAAGGCAUGUAUCACCUACUAGGAUACGAAUAAUCAUUUGUUUGAGCAGUCCGCUUAUUCUCGUUCUUAAAAUACAUACACACAUGCAUAACUUAAUAAAAUGUGUGAAUACAGUCGAAUACAAAUUACUCAAGUUAGCAUUAACAAAUUCUGACACUGUAAAGAACUAGGUAACGACAUUGUAGCAUUUAAAAUUUUGAAAAACUAAGUACCGUAAAACAAAGUGAACAAAAUUAGCUAAUUGAAAUAUAAAAUUAAGCCGAACUAAUUGAGUUUACGCGAUUACUCGUAACGCGUUGGAUGACGUCUAUCUUAAACUACUGGCCCGCAUUGUCCGCAUCUCAUUAGUAUAUAGAGGUGUCCCAAGAACAUUUCGACUCUCAUAAUGCAAUAAUUAUUUUCUAUCUUGCCAUAGUUUUUGUUUCAAAUCUCCGUUUAUUUAUUUAUGUGUAUAAAAACGGAAAGUCGUUGGGCUUUCUUAUAACAGAAACUAUAUUAUGUUGUUUCUAUGUAGAAUUUAUUUAUUUAAAUUAAAUUACGUUAUGUGUCCCCUUAUCAUAAAGAUCCAUUUAUAAUUUAAUUAAAUAACAAAUUUUUUUUUUUGUGGCGACAUAGUCAGUAUUCUUGGGACCGAUAUAAUGCAAACACACAAAAAGCUUGAGAGAUCCCGACACAAAGCAAAAAACGCAUCUAAAAAUUGAAAUAAAAAUUGUAUUAUUGUAUUUUCUACAUUAUUUUAAAAAAUUUAGACAGUGUUUCAAUAUUAAAAACAAUUUGCAGUGCAAUAAUAAUAAACAAACCUUACAUUAUUCAUUCUUCGAUGAAAGUUGCAAUCAAUAUAAUAUGACAGUUCUACUAAUUUCCCUGUUUCCAAAUAUUUAUAUAAGUAAAAAGCGUAUUAGCUUAAGCCCCUUUACACAGUGGAUCUUUUUGUGUAUAACUCCAUAUCCGUUGUUAUGAGCACAAGUGCUAAAAUAUAUUGUAUGUAUGAGACUGUAUCAUCGUAAAAUGACUACAACUUUUUCUGAUCAUAUAUGUAUAAAGUUGAUUUAAAACAAUUUUCAAAAUGCUGGCACUAAUUUGAUUGUAUCUCAAAAUCAAAAACGAUUUUUUGAUAAACGAUUAAGUAAAUAUUUUCCUUCUUCAUAAAGUUGUACUUUAAAUGCAACCCACUCCUCUAGCUUUAAAUUUUUAUAGGGUAAUGCCUUUAGAGUGCAUAAGAUGGAAUGUAUUUAUGAUUCUUUUUAAUUGUCUAAUACCAUUAGUCAAUUUAGGAAAAGGUCUUAAUCAUGGUCAUCAAAGUGUAAAAUGUAAAAUGUCGAUUCAAAUAUUCAUUGAUUUAGGACCUAAUGUCUUCUGAAAUAAUGUUUAACACUUAUAAUACGAAAGCAAACUAUAUUAAACCAUUUGGACAUAUUAAAUCGAUCGAAGAGCUGUUGCUCCUAAGGAAAA